Messenger RNA from Triplophysa rosa, 2546 nucleotides. RefSeq names its product sorting nexin 8a (gene snx8a). NCBI's taxonomy places the organism in Eukaryota, Metazoa, Chordata, Actinopteri, Cypriniformes, Nemacheilidae. The transcript has 13 exons. The record is from RefSeq and is a predicted model, not a curated record. Bases 67 to 1629 code for a protein of 520 amino acids. Gene Ontology annotation, molecular function: phosphatidylinositol binding. Gene Ontology annotation, biological process: retrograde transport, endosome to Golgi.
CUUUUUCUUUUUUUUCUGCAGGAAAUCACAUGGAGGUGCCAUCACACUCACAUGACAGUCUGAACUAUGGAAGGGGACAUCAAUGAAGGGUCAGUCCCUUCAUACUAUCGUGAAGUACACCAGGCAAUCUGCAGCAGAACGGAUGAACGGGUGCAGAUCAGUGUAUUCCAGAGACUUCUGAGCAGAACCGCCCUCUCCAUCACUGUUCAGAACCAGAUAACUGAACAUGUGAACGGUGCUGAUGGAUUCCUUAAUAAAGUGUCACUGUACAAAGGCUUGGCUCUGAUUGCUUUGGCUCAGCAAGGAAAGCCACCGAGUCCCAAACUGUUGGAGAAUUUCAUACAAGAGCUCCCGAAGCCUCAGCUGGGAGAACCAAAGGAGCUGCAGAGUCUGAGGAUGCAGCUGGUUCAGGAGAAUCCUUUAAUCUUGUCUUUGACUCUGGCAGAGCUGCUGAUGAAGGACACCAUCAAAGUUGAGCUCAUUCCUGAGAAGAAGGGAUUGUUUCUUAAACAUGUGGAGUAUCAGGUGACCAGUGAGCGUUUUAAAGUAUCGGUCUACAGACGCUACAGUGAUUUUGACGUCUUCCAUGAGCUCCUGCUGCAGAGAUAUGCUUACAGAAUCGUGCCUGCACUACCUCCCAAAAGAGUGUUGAAAGGAGUGCUGACCUCUGUGUCAGAACGGGAGUUCAUUGAGGGCCGAAGACGGGCGCUGGCCAGGUUUCUGAAUCUUGUGGCACGGCACCCUUUCUUCUCUGAGGAUGAGCUUGUCAGGACGUUCUUAACUUUCAGUGGCUCGGAUGUACAAACUAAGCUUCGAGAUGCAUGCAAAAAGUUGGGUGAUGAGUUUAUGACAUGCAGUUAUGCAACGCAGGCCAAGGAUUACCUCCCAGCUGAUAUCCAGGGUCAGUUUUCACUCAGCCGGGAGCUGAUCAGAAAUAUCCAUAACAGUUUUCAGAAGUUACGGGACAGGGCAGAGAAAAUGGCCGAGCGCUCUAAGGAGAACGCCACAGAUCUGCAGAUGUUUGGGAAGGAACUGAGCUGCCUGGGAUCAGAUGAGACAUCUGUGCCUGUUCUGGCAUCCGGCAAGAGUCCCUGGGUCGCUCUCAAACAAGCUGUCAAAGGCCUCUCUGUAGAGUUCUCACUUCUGUCUGAAAAAGCUGCGGAACAGGGCAGAAGAGAGGAAGACGAUGUGGUGGAAAAACUAAAUCUGUUCCUGGACCUGCUGCAGUCGUACAAGGACUUGUGUGAACGGCACGAGAAGGGGGUCUUGCACGAGCACCAGCGAGCGCUUCAGAAGUACGGCGUGAUGAAGAGGCAAAUGAUGAGCGCCACAGUGCAGCCUAAAGAGCAGGUUUCUGUAGAACAGCUGGAGUCCCGCAUCGUUCAGCAAGAGAAUGCCAUUCAAGCCAUGGAGCUGCGCAACUACUUCUCCCUGUUCUGCCUGCACCAGGAGAGCCAUCUUAUAUUCACAUAUCUGCCCAUCACGUCUCACAUCCUGGGGGCAUUUGUCAACUCCCAGGUGCAAGGACACAAAGAGAUGGGUGAGGUGUGGCAAGAUCUUCAUUCCAAGCUAAAGUGUCUUUUUGGCGACAGUAACGGAGUUCAGACUCCACCUCUUAACCCAAAAUAGCCAGUCUUUGUGUUUUUGCAGUUGAAUGUAGAAAUGAAAAAGCUAUUUCAGGCCUGUUUUCAGGAACAACUGACAGUGGAUGUUGUUUUAAAGCACUAACAUGCAUUGCAAAGAGUAAUGGGAUUAAGGAUUCCCUUAAAUAGCUAUGUGACAAAAGAGACCCUGAUUUUCUACACUUAUAUGAGCAAGCUGACACUAAAAUAUGACUAUUGCUGCUGAGGAUAAUUUUAGAAAAUGCUAAUAUAGAAAAGAUGGUUGAAUUUGAACACUGUAUUUCUAACAAUGUUUUACAUUUACUGUUUAUGUAUACAAAUUUGUAUUGUAUAGAUAGAAAGAUGGAAAAUGGUAGAUGCUAUCUUAGGUCUAAAAAUAAAUGUGCAGAGACUAUAAUAGUAGCCAUGACCAGAAGUGGGUGUUAAACAUUGAACAGCAGUUGAACGUACAGCAAAAAGCUGAAUUAUGUAGAUAUUUUAGAUAUCUAUUAUUGUAGAUCGUUGCAAAGCCAUCAUAGUUUUUGGCCUUUGCUUUGACACUGAGAUGUUAUUGCCAGACUAAGAUUAUCUGCUGUUUGUCUUUUUGUUCUAAUCAUCAGACUUGCACUUAAUGUGACAGCAGUUUUGUUUUCACAUUUAAUUUUAUAGUCAUUUAUAAGUUAAAAAAUGCUUUAUAGUUUUGCGAAAUGUGAAAGGUAUUUUGAAAUCAAACCUUGAUGCUUGUUAGUUUAUAAUUUGAUUCUGAGACAUUAACCUGGUUUUCAGACUAUGGAAUUCCCAGACUGCUGUUAAGAUACUAUGAAAUGUUUCCUUGAAACAUUAACAGAAUGCUUUUUUAUUUUUAAUACACAACGCUGUUGAAAUUGUAUUUCAUGCAAAAGUUUGUCUUCAUUGUUUAAUUUUGUAUUAAACACCUGAACAGAG